AUGCCUGACCCGGACGUACCUGAGGUCAGCGACGAUGACGAACUCGAGUUCAUGUUCUUCCCCAAGAUGCCUCUCGAGCUCCGCGACAACGUCUGGAAGCAUACCAUCAUUCCACGACUCGUCCAUUGGCGUCCUGGUGGAGGAAAGGCCCUCGGCGUCUUCUCUGCCAACAAGGAAUCCCGCAAAGCAACCCGCACCAAGUACAUCCUGUGCCACGUCCCCUUUCAUCGCCAUGGUCAAUACUCGAUCUUCAUCAACUUCAACAUCGACACCGUCUACCGUCACCAGCAAGGCCUCCCCAACAUGGUCCGCCAGUACAACUUCCCGUGCGAAGCUAUUGAUAUCCCUAGUGGCCUCAACACUUCGAAGGUUAUCAAGGCUGAUCUCUUCUGGAAUGUCCAACCCUGGAUUCCUUUCAUCAAAACCCUUACCAUCGACCUCGAAGCCGCAGCAAUGUCCAAUCGUCGCGCUCACCCUCAAGUCUACGGCGCUACUCAACCUGUUGCUGCUGGUCAAAGCAUCUGGGUCAAGAUCAAGUGCAUGUGUCCAGAUCUCGAGGAGUUGAAUAUCUUGGUGGGCAAGUUGUUGGAUAAGGGUGUCAAGUUGGAGGAUUUAGCCGUGAUACGGGAUUUCGCAGAGCUGGAGGAGGAGGAUGACGCUUUUCAUGCUCGGAGCAUGCGCGCUUUUGUCAAAGCCAUUCGUGAAGAGUAUCAGACACUUCAGGAUAAAGGAGACUUCCUUGGUCUAAAGUUGGCUUUUGUAAAACAGAUUCGUAGUGGCGAGGCUAAGAAGCAGGCAGCCACAGGAAUUCUUACUGCUGACGAUGCUCGUCCUGGUGCUACUGUCGAAGACUGGGACAAUGCUGAUGAACAGUUCGAUGUUUCGGCGGGCGAGUAG
Cadophora gregata is the source of this 897-nucleotide messenger RNA. RefSeq lists its product as uncharacterized. The record is from RefSeq and is a predicted model, not a curated record. The coding region runs from base 1 to 897 and encodes 298 amino acids. Lineage: Eukaryota; Fungi; Ascomycota; Leotiomycetes; Helotiales; Ploettnerulaceae. The transcript has a single exon.